CCGACCAAUCAGAUUUCACACAGAUGUGGCCCAAGGAGAGCUGCGCCGCUGCGCAUGCGCAUCUCACUCUCCCCGCUGACCAGCCGGGAAGUGAGUGGGAAUUUUGUCUAUUUCAAUCUCCGUCACACUUCUUCGAUUCAAGAUGAUGCAUUUCCUGUUACUGUUCAGUCGUCAGGGAAAGUUACGUCUGCAGAAAUGGUUCCUGCCCCUUCCCGAGAGAGAGAGGAAGAAGAUCGUGAAGGACAUGACCACUAUGGUGUUGGCACGGAAACCACGCACGUGUAACUUCUUGCACUGGAGGGACCUAAAGAUUGUCUAUAAGAGAUACGCCAGUUUAUACUUCUGCUGUGGUUUGGAGAAUGAAGACAACGAACUUCUUGCUUUAGAGAUUUUGCACCGUUACGUGGAACUACUUGACAAAUACUUUGGCAAUGUGUGUGAGCUCGACAUCAUCUUUAAUUUCGAGAAGGCUUAUUUUAUUCUAGAUGAGUUUCUGAUGGGUGGUGAGGUACAAGAGACGUCCAAACAGUCUAUUGCAAAGUCUGUGGAAGCAUCAGACAUGCUGCAGGAGACGAUGGAAGAAUACAUGAAUAAACCAGCCUUCUGAUGACAGCAGAUGAGAUGAAAGAUGACAAAGGAAACGAUUCGUCAAUGCAAUGUAGCUUGUGUCCUUCAUUCAGGACACAAUUUCUCAUCGUAACUUUAUACAUGAGGGCUACGUAAGAACUGUUGUAUUUAUUAUUUCAGAGAUGGACGUACUACUCAAUUUUUAUGCAACUGUAUCAGGGUAUACUUGGAUUUCACAAAUUAAUUAUUUAAAUUUUGGCUACAGUAUGUUUGUGUUUUCAAUUAAUACUGAAUUUUGAUAUUAUAAUUGCAGUGUGCAUAAUACUCAACUUUUUACCAAAAUCAUUUUAUAAUAGGAUUAUAUAUUUGAAGCUGGUUUAUUUAAAGUGCCUUUUCAUGUUAUUUAACAUGUCGCGUGUCUCAGGAGAUCUUUAGAUGGAGAGUUAAAAGAGUCUUCGAAGGAAUUGUACUGCUGCUUUGUAAGCCCACUUUGUUCAUGUUGUCUUAUUAAAAAUGUUUUUGAUAUGA
Misgurnus anguillicaudatus (oriental weatherfish) is the source of this 1095-nucleotide messenger RNA. It is a transcript of the gene ap1s3b, whose product is annotated as adaptor related protein complex 1 subunit sigma 3b. Lineage: Eukaryota; Metazoa; Chordata; Actinopteri; Cypriniformes; Cobitidae. Gene Ontology annotation, molecular function: clathrin-cargo adaptor activity. Gene Ontology annotation, cellular component: membrane coat; AP-1 adaptor complex. The record is from RefSeq and is a predicted model, not a curated record. Gene Ontology annotation, biological process: vesicle-mediated transport; intracellular protein transport.